Messenger RNA from Manduca sexta (tobacco hornworm), 5637 nucleotides. It is a transcript of the gene Mad1, whose product is annotated as mitotic spindle assembly checkpoint protein MAD1. Gene Ontology annotation, biological process: attachment of mitotic spindle microtubules to kinetochore; mitotic spindle assembly checkpoint signaling. The record is from RefSeq and is a predicted model, not a curated record. Lineage: Eukaryota; Metazoa; Arthropoda; Insecta; Lepidoptera; Sphingidae. The transcript has 14 exons. The coding region runs from base 204 to 2360 and encodes 718 amino acids. Gene Ontology annotation, cellular component: nuclear envelope; mitotic spindle; kinetochore.
CGUAAGACUAGGCAGUAUGGUCGUAAGACUAUAGCCUGUCCUCUAAGGACGAAUUAUAAAAAAAAAAAAAAAAAAAAAAGAUGUCAUCAAUGUCAUUUCAUGUGAAAGCGGUGCAAUCGAGUUUUAUAGUUUGUUGAAUUUAUAAAAUAAAUUGUGGAUUUGAUAAUGAAAAAUUUGUAAUAUACCUAUAUACAAGACUGAAAAUGGCGAAAGAAGGCGAUAUGUCUCUUUUCAACGAUGUUUUGGAACCUUUUAGGCGGGUGAUAAACACUGACUCGCCGAAAGAUAAGUUAUCGGCGUCUUCCAAACUGAAUUUCUCCGAUAGCAAUCAGUCUUUGAAGGAAGGAUUGUCCAAUCUUCUGUCACUGGGGAAGAGGAAGUCCAGUUUAAAUGCAGGAGAAGGCUUGACACCUGACAAAAGAAUCCGUACUGAUUCGAAUUCCAACGCACCCUCCGCACCACCGUCGCCUUGGGAAGCUAAGCGGCUGAAGAUUGACUUGAUAGCUGCUAAGGCGCAGGUAACAAAAUUAGAAGCUAGAGUGAACCACCAGCACACAAUACGUAAAGAGAUGCAGAUAUUAUUUGAAGAGGAGAAGUCGUCCCUGCAAGAACAACACAAGAGAGAUGAAAGAGCCCUUGCGGAUAUGGAGGAGAGGUUACAAUUGAUCAGACGGAGGGAACAAGAGCUCAGAGAUGAGUAUAAUGAAGCAAUAAAAUUACAUAAAGAGCAAAAAGCUCACUGGGAUAAAGAGAAGAUUGAGCUUCAGAAACAGGUAGCUGAACUUGUAGAUAAACUUUUGGAGGCUAAUGUUAGUAGUAAGGACCAGAUGUCGGAAAUGAAGAAAGAUAUGGAUGAAUUGCUGCAGGCUUUGGAAGAGGCACAGUCUGAAGUGGAAAUACUGAAGACUGAAGUAGCGAAACAAACAAGUCGUGCUGAGCAGUGCACUGAGAUGAAAAUUCAGAUUGAGAAACAAAACUUCGAGUUGCAACAAGUCAAUAGCAAACUGAAAGAGUUGGAGUAUGAAAGAGAUUCUAUCAAAGACUGGCAAACCCAGGCUAAGACUGCACAAAAACGUUUAUCCAAUAUGGCGGAGCUGGAAAAAGAGGUGGUGCGUCUCCGAGCCAAUGAGCGCACGUUGCGAGACGCGAUCUGCAACAAGUUGUUACUGGAAGAGCAAGUGCAUGUGCUUACUGCCAAGGUGGAGACUUUACAAGCGUUGCAGCAAGAGUUACAUGAGACUAAGGUGAAGCUGGGGCGCGCGCAGUCGUCGCUGGAGGAGUGGGUGGGCGCGGCGCGCGUGCAGGGCGCGGAGAGCCCGCGCGCGCUGGCGACGGCGCUGCACGCCGCGCUGGGCGAGCGGCUCGCGCACCACACCGACGAGCACGCCGCGCAGGAACAACUAGACAAACUCAACGAGGAGAUAACCACUCUGAGGUUUGAACGUGAUAAGGCUACGGGUAAGCUGAACGACCUCUUGACCUUCCGUAAGAGCCAGGAAAGUCUCAUACACAGGCUUCAGAAGCGGCUUUCGCUAGUUACUAGAGAAAGGGAUAGUUAUAGGCAACAACUGGAUUGCUAUGAGAAGGAGUUGACGGUGACCAUAUCGGGCGAAACGGGGGCGGGCAGUGCGGCGCUGCAGACCGCACGCAUCGAACACCUUGAGAAAACUCUACAAGGGUACAGGGAUCUGCUCGCUACACACGACCCCCAGACACAGGCUAAAGCGCUGGAGGCGGCGCGCGCGGAGGCGAGCCGCUGGCGCGAGGAGGCGGCGGCGCUGCGGCGCGAGGCGGGGACGCUGCGCGCGCACCGCGACCAGCUGCACCAACACCUCGACCGCCUCGCGCGCGCGCCCGCCACCAAGGUCCUGCAUCUAGCGGACAACCCGGCCGCUGAAGCACAAAAACAAGUGCACAAAGAGUUAGAAGCAGCUCAGGAAGAGAUAAAGAAACUAAAGGCAGCACUGCGCGAGGGAAACACAGAAGCUGAUCCUGAAGAAGUUAAUCAGCUACGACAACAACUUGAGAACAGUAAAAUUAAACUUAAGAGACUGAAAGAAGAGUUUGCAUCGUCCGCUCAGGAAUACAGAGAUGUAUGCUACAUGUUGUUAGGCUAUAAAAUUGAUAGAACGGGCAUUAAAAACUACAGAAUAUCGAACAUGUAUGCGGAAUCGUCGGAAGAGUACCUAACGUUCACAUUAUGCGAUGAUGGCAUAGAGAUGGUCCAUACUGAGUAUUCGACUACUCUCGGAGAGCUAGUAGAGUUGCAUCUACACCAACAUCGAUCUAUACCCAUGUUCCUUAGCGCUCUCACGAUGGAUCUAUUCACUAAGACCACGAUGCAGCAAACCGCGGAGUAAUACGUCGUUUUACCGAUUCGAAUGACAUAGUGUGUCGUUGAAUGUAUAGUGUGUUAAUACAAAAAAACUCUGAGAUACUUCUGUGGCUAAAAUCGAUAAAGAAUCUUAAUCGAUAACUUCGAAUCGAUCCCAGGAAUGUGUCGCUUGUAAACAUGUCGAAUAAACUUUUAAUUGGUUCUUUCUGACCGUUGAUUUGAAGGUAUCAAUUAGGGAUGUAUCUUGAUUUCGAAAGUUAGCGACCCAGAAACGCCAACAUAAAUAUAUCGUGAGUUCAUUCUUCAUUCUCAGUGAGCUCUUCACUCUUAGCAAUUGAUUGUUACUCUAUUUGUAUGGUAUGGUAUUAGCUGAGUGAAUCUUUAUUGAACGAAUGAAUACUUGAAGCCGUUUUAAACAGAUUUACAUCUUUGGUCUUUUGUAUAUCACUUAGUUAUGUCAAGCGCGUUGUCCGAUACUAUCGAUUUUCGAUAACGCAACUAUGUAACACAAUUUAAUAUUAUAAAGUAAUUAUUAUCACGUAAACUAUUAUCAAUUGUCGUCCAUAGCUGAGUGUAUUAAGGUGGGCACUCACCAGGUGCAAUUAUCAGAAUUUAUAAUCUAUCACACAAUAUUUAAGUAUGAAAGUACUGCUUCAACAGUCACAUCACGGUGACAAAUAGGUCAAAAAUCGAUAAAUAGCCGAAUCGAUAUGAUAAGAAAUAAUCAGCAACCUUCUAGAAUGUACUAUAAUAAACACGACACGUACGAUCGAGUCGUUUGUUUAUGACGAUUGUGAUUGGCCGAGAUACCAACGUUGAGUUACAUGUCGCUCUCUUGACCAAUGGUAAUCAAACGACGUGACAUAUUCCGAGGGAGCUGUGUAUUUUUGUUAAGUUUAUGGGCUAAUUUUUACAAUCAGAUAAAAGUUAUCUAUCUAACAAUUAUAGCCUGACUGCAUAUAAAAAUAACGCAAAUUGACAACUUUAUAUACACAACUAUUAUUUUUAAUUUGUUUGUUCAUUACCAAACUUUUAUCUAUAAAUUAGUCCUUAAUCGAUAGUUAUUAUCGAGUUUACAAUUCUGUCUAAAAUUCAAUAGAAGUUUCAAGCAGGUCAGACCUAACUGUGUGUCUCCUCGGUAAGUACCCACUUUGAGAACGCUUCAGUUAGUCCUAAUGUAAUAUUUCUUCCUCAUUAUCUUCCCAUUUUUACACCUAGGCUUAUUUUUUUCUUAAUAUCUCCCACCUACUACAUCGACAUUGGAAGGUGUCUCCGAAUAUAGCUGAGUCAGUUUCACAAGGUUGUUAUAUUUUAUUUGUGUUGGAAAAAUACGGUAGAAAAUUUUUCAUGUUGGUAAAAAUGAAAACAGAUAUUUCAAACUGUCUUAUAUUUCGGGAUUAUUAUGUUUAUUUACUGAAAAAGAUAGAAUUAUGUGAUAAAUUCAAUUUGUGUAAAAAAUAUAACACAACCUUUUAAUAUUGAGCCAGAUCUAUGAUGAACGCGUCACGAAUUGACUAUCUUGCGAGCAAUCACUGCAACUGUUUGUGCGCGUCUUUGGAUGGGUUGAAUUCAUAUUUACUCUACACCUUAAAUACGUUAUCAUAAGGUUGAUUUAAUGUUUUUUUUUCUAUAAUAUUACUGCAAUUCGUUGGGGCGCACAAACUGAUUUGCAUGCGCGUAGUUUCCGAGCGUUUUCCAAACGCACAUUUGCGGCGCGUUCGUCAAAUUUGGACGCACGCUUGAGCAGUUCUCGAUUAAAUUAAGUACGACGUUUGAUCGUUAAUUGGUAUAGAAUAUUAUAAAGGUCUAAUUAUGGAUGUGUGAUGUUGGCAAUUUUAAUGUAAAAGUAUACUUAUUAGAAUAUAAAUAUUUCAUUAUUACGGUUUUUUGACAGGCACAUUUUGUAUAGAAGACAUUAUAGUACAGUGGCGAAGAGUGAAAUUUUUCACAAGGUAACCGAGGCAAAAAAAAUGCCUUGCUAACAUAUCUCGACCAAUUUAACAAAAAAUAAAACUAUGACAAACUUAAAAAAGUUAAAAGGCGAGCCGGAUGGUAUGGACGCUUCGCCACUGUUAUAGAACUAUGUUAUAGCUCAACCUACACGUGUAUACUAAAAUCCUACAUUAAUAGCCAAAAUAUUUAAACUAAUUCACUAGUCAGUUCCAUAAAUGUAAACAUUCAUUCACUUCAAAAAAAAAGUAUCACUAAUUCAGCGGAUUAAGAAAACUAUUUAUAGUUGUGGUUGUUACUGUUUUGCUUCGGGGCGAGUUAUGGGAUAACACAAAUUAUUUUAGUAUGAUAUUAAUUUCUCGUUUAUUCUUCGGCGUGCCUGACAGGGACCGCAAUUAUAUACCUGACUGUAUAACAGUAAUUGUGGAGUGCAAUAAAUUUAAUAAGCAUUUGAUUACAUAUCUAGAACUGGCUAGUGAAUGCAGCAUUAUUUACUGUAUACUGUGGUGGUAAUUAAAAUAUUAAGGUGCAGAAUUUUUUUCAAUGUUUGGUAACAGGUUUGACAUUUUAUAAUCUAUUAAAGAUGGUUCCAUAGAUUAUAAAUAUUAACAUUUACGUCACUUCACUUUCACACUGCAGUUGCUUUUUGUAUUAAGCCUUUUCAAAAAACAGGAAAUCUCUAUUUUAUUAUUUUAUUUCUAAAUUGUGUUCUGUUUAUUACUAGUGGUGUCGAUUACUAACGUUUGGGAAAACAUCAAUUCAAUACGCUAGCAAAAAAAAAAAAAAAAGAAUAGAUAAACAAUAUAAAAUCUCACUCAACAACCGUCAGUCUUCGUUUAUCUUCUUCCAUUAACCAAAGUCUUCAGCAUAAAGACAUCCAACAAUAGUACCUCAGUACUCUGCAGUCUAUAGCAAAUAUAAAAAAAUAAUAUAAAAAUAAAGCAUAAACAAAAUUUUGUGAUUUCCUCGUUCAUAAAAAUAUAUAAAAAAAUAUGCGUAGUUGUAAAUAGUCGCUGGUGAGUCGCAAAAGGUCUACAUUAUAUAUGACCUUUCAUCGAUGCCGAAAUGUGGGUGUGGUACACCUCUCGCUAUGUGACAAGUUGUUGGAAUUAAGUUUUGUUCAGUAAUCUUAACAAUCUUACAUUGACAAAAAGUCGCUACAGUGUGAAAUGUGAAUGAGUUCUAUUACGUAUCAGUAUUUAAUUUUUGCAGUAAAUCGAUUUUGGUAAUAAUGGCGUAAAGCGUAAGGAAUAAAAAUAUCCACUUUAAUGUUAAGAAUUAGAUUGUAAAUUAGAAUUUUGCAUUCCUAUGUUGUAAAUCUCAUUAAUAAUUAUUUGUAUUACCAUCCUCAA